GCUCCCUGAACCCACUACCCACAUUCUAGAGCACUGUACCGGUGGGUAGCUGCGGAGCACGGUCUGCGAGCUACGCCAAUUGUGACUCUUCUAGUCCCCUGAAACAUCGCGAUGUUCUCCCGGGUGCCCAGGAACCUUCUCAACUCCGUUUGCGUCUCGGCGCAGAGGAACUUCUCCGUCACCUCAAAGAACAAUGUCAAGGUGGCAGUUCUGGGUGCCAGCGGUGGCAUCGGGCAGCCGCUGUCACUGUUGCUCAAGCAGCACCCCGGCAUCACAUACCUCUCCCUGUAUGACAUUGCACACACACCUGGUGUUGCAGCCGAUUUGAGCCACAUCAACACACGGGCCCAGGUCAAAGGCUUCAUGGGAAACGAUCAGCUCAAUGAGUCACUGAAGGGCAUGGAGAUUGUGGUGAUCCCGGCUGGUGUGCCUCGCAAGCCCGGCAUGACACGGGAUGACCUGUUCAACACCAAUGCGUCCAUUGUGCGGGACCUGGCCGAAGCCUGCACCCAGCAGUGCCCAAAAGCCAUGCUCUGCAUCAUCUCGAACCCUGUCAACUCCACCGUGCCCAUUGCAUCUGAAGUGUUCAAGAAGCGUGGAGUCUAUGACCCCAACCGCAUCUUUGGUGUCACGACCCUGGACAUAGUUCGUGCCAAUGCUUUCGUGGCACAGGCAAAGGGUCUUGACCCAGCCAGCGUCACUGUCCCAGUAGUGGGUGGACACUCUGGUGUCACAAUCGUGCCGCUACUGUCACAAGCAACGCCCUCCGUCAGCUUUCCACAGCCCGAGUUGGAGGCACUCACCAAGCGUAUUCAGGAGGCUGGCACCGAAGUGGUCCAAGCUAAGGCCGGCGCUGGCUCUGCAACCCUGUCCAUGGCAUUUGCUGGUGCCAGAUUUGUAUUCUCGCUCAUCUCUGCUAUUCAAGGGAAGGAAGGAGUAGUGGAAUGCGCAUUCAUCAAGUCUUCCGAGACCGAAGCCACAUAUUUCUCAACCCCUCUUCUUCUUGGCAAAAAUGGCGUAGCGAAGAACCUUGGCCUCGGCAAGCUCUCCCAGUACGAAUCUGAGCUUGUGAAGACGGCACUACCUGAGCUGAAGGCCAACAUCAAGAAGGGAGAGGACUUUGCCAAGAAGUAAAAUGCAGACCUUGGAAUUGAAUUAACUAUCAUUCGACGUGUGUUAAGUGUUCAUCAGCCAAGACAUUGCAACUAAAUAAAAGAUCCAUUGGAUGUGCAA
Dermacentor albipictus is the source of this 1233-nucleotide messenger RNA. It is a transcript of the gene Mdh2, whose product is annotated as malate dehydrogenase 2. NCBI's taxonomy places the organism in Eukaryota, Metazoa, Arthropoda, Arachnida, Ixodida, Ixodidae. Gene Ontology annotation, cellular component: mitochondrion; cytoplasm. The record is from RefSeq and is a predicted model, not a curated record. Gene Ontology annotation, biological process: malate metabolic process; tricarboxylic acid cycle. Gene Ontology annotation, molecular function: L-malate dehydrogenase (NAD+) activity.